AUGUCCGGCUCACUGACUCUCCACCACUGGCAACAACUGGCCCAACCUCACCUGGCCACCAUCUUGGAUCCUCACCCAGGUGUAGUGACGAAGGGUUUCUGCCCCUUGGCUCAAGAUGCCGUCUUCAACAUGUCAGACAUGGAGGAGGAUGAGGAGGGUGAAGAGCGCAGGAGUAAACAGGAGAAAGGGGCGGCAGAGCGAGGUAAAGAAGAGGAAGAAGAGGAAGAAGAAGGCGGGAUAACCUUCAAAGUGAGGGUUUCAUCUACACCGAACGACAGGAAGUAUUCGGAUUCACCACUUCCUGUCCCGCCUCCCUCCCCCGAAUUACCUUCACCUUCUCCUUCUUCUUCCUCCUCUGUUAAAUCGGACCUCUGUGUGACUCAUCUCGUCUCCAGCCAAUCAGCGCAGCCCAUUACAGGGACAUGUGCAACAGUGGUCCAAUCACAGAGUCAGAUCUGCAUCUCCACGACAACGACUUCUUCUAUCCAAAAUCCAGGGAAGUGCCAGAGCUCCACCUUCUCGACCUACACCUUCACGACGUGUAGCAUCCUGCACCCGAGCGACAUCACACAAGUCACCUCAAGUUCUCAGUCGUCCAUCAUGGCCAACACUCCCAGCUCCAUGAGGACGGGUCCCAGUACUCCAGUGACUCCGUGCAGGCUGAGUUUAGGCGACUGUUUCCCCGCCCGUCGCCCUCCUGUACCCACCAGAGGUCUGGCUAAACUGGUCCUGGAGAGAGGCAUUUCUGCACAAAUCUCCAUCGACACGCCUCCUCCAUCUCCAAAACCUACAUCCAGACAGCCUCUGUUUCGUCUCCUCCCAGGAACGCCUCCUAACUCCCCUUCUCACUCUCGAUCCCCCUCUCCUGUGCCUCAUGAAUCACGUCAACAUCCCGCCGAUAAUUUCCUCGUUUCUCGGCCCGCGGAGCUUUUCCUGCAGGACGUUUACGGGUUAAAUCUGGGUCGUGCUCCACAUCCAGAUUUGCCGAGUCCCUCCCAGGAAGCUCCAGCUCGCGCCCCUUCCCCUAAAUUGGGUCGACCUAGGCCUGAUCUCGGCUUAGUGGAGAGAUUACGACGACUCGGAUUCGCUAAAGUGCUCCAAGGAUCGAAAUCCGACGCAUCAGCACCACGACAGGAUUGUUCUACGUUUGUUUCAGCAGGCGGUGGAAGCCUAUUGGACGGUUUGAGGCGGAACCAAAGUCUCCCAGCUAUGAUUGGUGCCCGAGCAGCGAAGUCAAACCCAACUCUUCCUCAUCCUCCUCCUCCUCAUCCUACAACCCUCGCUCUCCCCCCUUCUCCCUGGGGAAACCCCAAAGAACGACGCCGCCAUCUUGGCUCUGUCUCCCAUGUCCCGUCAUCCAAACGUUGAUCGUCCAGAACAUAAACAAACCUUCUUUAACACCUCCAUCUUCUUCUUCCUCCUUGUCUGCCUUUUGGAGAAAAUAGUAAUGGCGGAACAAUCCCUCCUUUUUAUGACUUAUUUUAAAGCACAAUUUAAACUGAACCGACUGUUUUUAGCGAUACCGCCGCAGUGUCUGUGUGUAGCUGUUUGCCAUGAUGCUAGUUACCGAGGCCUUAGUUUUUGCCUGCGACUGGGUUUUUUCCACAUCUUGAUACCUUCUCAGUCAUUUUUAGUAUUUAUAUAUUUUUCCCACGUGGCUCUGGAUGUUCAGGUAAAGGUAGACGAGGGACAUGUAAGUGGACGAAGGUUUGUGGAUGUGGAUUGAAGAAGAACGAGUUAUUACGAAGGUACGAAAAGGAAGGUUUUUUUGUUAAUAAUGUAAAAAGGGAAAAGUAAGUGAAAGAGAGACGGAACAUCCAGAGUUGCUAUUCCAAGGGCUUGUUCUGUUGGUUGGAAAAGUCUGUACUAUCAUCUGCCCAUUUUAAAGUUGAUGGUUUAUCUGAAAAUAACCAGUCACAAAAGAAGGGAAUAAACAUUAGGGCUUCGGAUAACAAAUAUUUCCUUUAUAGUUUAACCUGCCGAUUGUUUUCUAGAUUGAUCGAUUAAUGGUUUGGUCAAUAAAAUAGUGAAAAACCUCCCUGUCAGAUUCUCUAAAUUCAAGAUGAUGUCUUUCACCUAAUUCAAAACCACCUUUUAAUGAUACAAAACUGAAAAAGGAGGACAUUUUCUGUCAUUUUUCGCAUGAACAAUAACCAUCCAUUAUUUUUCUGUGGAUCAAAGUUCACAAAUGUUCACCGCUUUAUUCAACGUGCUUCUUUAACUUGAGGAUUUUAAGUGCUAGCUGGCUUCAUAGCAUACUGCCGGGCUAAUAUUCAAACCAUGCUAUUGACAUGCCGGUAUUAUUCAUAUUAUUAUGAUUUUACAGUAGUCCAAAUUUGUUGCACGGAUGUUUUGUUCAUCGCCCAUGUGCCAUGCCUCUUGCUACUUUGCCUACAAGUCCCAGCAUGCAUUUCGGGCGAAGUCCCUCCCUUUCCGGUGGACCUCCAUGGGACCUUAUUUCGGAAAAAUGAUGUAUUGAAGUCAUUGG
Notothenia coriiceps (black rockcod) is the source of this 2488-nucleotide messenger RNA. RefSeq names its product trafficking kinesin-binding protein 2-like. NCBI's taxonomy places the organism in Eukaryota, Metazoa, Chordata, Actinopteri, Perciformes, Nototheniidae. Gene Ontology annotation, molecular function: myosin binding; GABA receptor binding. The transcript is spliced from 4 exons. The record is from RefSeq and is a predicted model, not a curated record. Gene Ontology annotation, biological process: vesicle transport along microtubule; anterograde axonal transport of mitochondrion; neurogenesis. Gene Ontology annotation, cellular component: cytoplasmic vesicle; dendrite; mitochondrion. The coding region runs from base 1 to 1368 and encodes 455 amino acids.